Molecule: messenger RNA, 1188 nt
Organism: Amborella trichopoda
Lineage: Eukaryota; Viridiplantae; Streptophyta; Magnoliopsida; Amborellales; Amborellaceae
Source: RefSeq, a predicted model, not a curated record
AUGAUCGAGGUCUCCGAUAGCAUUAAAAUGCAAGCACGUGAAACCGCAGGUAACGACAGUACUCCUGUGGUAGAUGUUCUGUCCAAGGUUAGGAGAGACACCCUAAAGAUUGUUGAAGACAUGUGGAGAGCAGGUGAAGUUGGUGAUGAUGUCUUUGUAAUGACGACAAGGAUCUUCCAAGAUUCUAUAAAGGCAGAGAUUUAUCGAUCCCCAACAGCGUCGAUUGGUGGUAAUAUUAUAUCUUACAUAUAUAAUGUGGUGCAUUAUAUGUUGGUAUAUCACUACGCAAAAGAGGAGAAGAGGACAAACAUUAUAGAUAUAAGAUAUUUGGCAGUUGAUGAACAAGUAACCAUAAUUUUAAGCACCGUCACACAAGAUAAAUGGAAUAGGGUGGUCCAGGAACGGUUCCAACAUUCAGGGCAGACCAUAAGUUACUACUCCCAUAGAGUUUUACAAGCCAUCUUACAAUUGGAACCCUUGUUCCUGCAACCAGCAAGCAAUGAAACACCGGCCCACAUUGCUAGUGAUACACUACGAUUUUACUUAUAUUUCAAGGAUUGUGUUAGAGCUAUUGAUGGGACUCAUGUCUCUGCUCGAGUUCGUAGUCAAUUGCAUAAUCAUUUCCGAAAGAUAAAAUAUUUUUUAAGCCAGAAUGUUAUGGAUGCGGUUGGUUUCGAUAUGCGCUUUCAUUUUGUACUUACAGGUUGGGAAGGAUUCGCAUCAGAUUCUAAAGUCUUAUAUGAUGCAAUUAGUAAUGAAGGCAGUAGGCUUACAGUGCUUGAGGGAAAAUAUUACCUUGUAGAUGGUGGGUAUCCUACUAUUCGUGGUUUCAUAGGACCACAUCGAAGAGUCCGUUACCAUCUAAACGAAUUUACUUCAGGCCCACGAGCUCCUCAAAAUCACAAUGAGUUAUUCAACAAGCGGCAUUCCACGCUUAGAAAUGUGGUGGGGAGGACAUUUGGACUUUGGAAGGUUGAUGUAGUUAUUGCAUGUGCAAUAUUGCAAAACUACAUCAUGAUGACUCGGGGAGCCGAUAGCAUAAAGGAGCUCUGUUUUCGAAGGAGGGUUGAGAGUCAACUCGUAAUUGUCGGAGAUGAUGGUUUUUUGCAAUUGACUCAAGGGCAUGUUGAUCAUGACAUUGGUGUCAAUAUGCGAGAUGCCAUAGCGACGCAGUUGUGGGAGGCCUAA